AUGGAGGCUGGAGUGCAGCUUCGCCUCUUCCUGCCCCGGCGAUUUGAUCAAACCCCUCGGCGGGAAUCGAACCCAAAAAGGAUAUCGGGAUCACAAGCCAUCGGCCUGAUGGCAACAGGAGGUGUAGCCUCGACGCCGCUGCGACCAGACGACUUUCACUCCUCUCCUUCUCAGACGGUCUGUCUGGCAUCAGUCCCUAACCCCCUCCCUCAAAUGGGCCCCGGAAUCCAGACACGUCAUGUCCUCAUCUGGCGCGUGUCGAAGGUUGCCGGGACAGCGGAGUUGGGUCGAUCGAGGGCUUCGUUGGAGGAGACACCACAAGCGGGGAUCACUUCGCAAAUGUCACUCCGAGCUGUCGGGUUGUGGGCAAAUGUAGCU
Messenger RNA from Protopolystoma xenopodis, 378 nucleotides. The record is from the annotation of a GenBank genome assembly. Lineage: Eukaryota; Metazoa; Platyhelminthes; Monogenea; Polystomatidea; Polystomatidae.